Messenger RNA from Eremothecium sinecaudum, 1572 nucleotides. RefSeq names its product ribosome biosynthesis protein NOC4 (gene NOC4). NCBI's taxonomy places the organism in Eukaryota, Fungi, Ascomycota, Saccharomycetes, Saccharomycetales, Saccharomycetaceae. Gene Ontology annotation, biological process: ribosome biogenesis. The transcript has a single exon. The coding region runs from base 1 to 1572 and encodes 523 amino acids. The record is from RefSeq and is a predicted model, not a curated record. Gene Ontology annotation, cellular component: nucleolus; Noc4p-Nop14p complex; small-subunit processome.
AUGCUAUCUGUUGAUGAAAUUAAGAAGCAGUGUAAGGCUGUGCUUGGUAGCAAUGGAAAAAAGCAUUCCAACUGUUUAGUGCGACUGCUGCAGCUGUACGGUGAAAUGUCACUAAAUGGAGGUGAUAUUGAACAUGAAACAGAGCUACGUUAUUUGACAAUAUCCCUCUCUCGCGUCUAUGCGAAGUUAUUUGCUGCUGGUUGGUUGUCACUCUCAAAGGGAUCUGACGAUAAACAGAAGCAGUUUACAGAAUGGUGUAGGAAAACCUAUAUGAACUACAAAAGCAAGCUGCUCGUAUGCAUCUCAAGUAUACCAGUUGAAAAUUCACUGGGUAUAGACUGUGUUGAUGCUUACAUGCGUAUGCUAGAACAGGAAGCCACAUAUUUUGCGUCGAGCGCAGAAGUCCCAUUUUUCCCAAAUAAAACAUUAAAGAAGCUUGUUGUUGCGCUACUUCGCUGCGAAUACGCUAAUGAAGUGAGUGGUAGAACCGGUGAAUCAAAAAAUGCUCUGUGGUUGUAUUUUGUCGAUAAUUACUACAAGAAGUAUGUUGAUGUGCAAUUCUACACUCAGGCAGAACUUGUGGAUUCAUUCCCUACUUCCUCUUCUGUUGCAGCCAAAUGGUUAAGCAUGUGUAACCACGAUAAUCAUUAUGAUGACGAAUCUGCUGAUCUAGAAGUAUUUGUACCCAAUCCUCCUAGCGCAAUGGAAAAUGAAUCCAAAUUCAAGAGUAAUUUUGAGCGGAACUGGUUGUACAUCCUGGGUUUACGUGAUCUAUCAACAGAGCAACAUAAAACUAUCCUACUAAUAAUACACAAACGUAUAACACCUCACUUUCAAAAUCCUACAAGGCUGAUGGACUUUAUGACUGAUUCAUAUGAUUUGGAUAACGAUGUUAUUCCAAUCCUGGCUCUAAACGGUUUAUUUGAUCUGAUGCAACGGUACAACCUGGAAUACCCAAAUUUUUAUGCAAAACUUUAUAGACUUCUGACUCCUAAGCUGAUGCACGUUAAAUUUAGAUCCAGGUUUUUCCGUCUAAUGGAUCUCUUCCUUUCUUCCACUCACAUAUCCUCCAACUUGGUCGCAUCCUUUAUCAAAAAGCUGGCGCGUUUGUCAUUAGAUGCCCCACCAGCUGCGGUAGUCAGCAUCAUCCCCUUUGUCUACAAUUUGAUCAAGAAACAUCCGACAUGUAUGAUAAUGUUGCAUAACCCUAGUUACAUUAGGGACCCUUUUUCCACCAUAGAGACUCAACAGGAGCUGAGAUCUAGGAUCGCCAAUUACAAGGACCCAUUUGACGAUAAUGAGAAGAACCCGGAAAUCACUGGCGCAAUUAGAUCUUCUCUGUGGGAAUUAGAAGCAAUGAUGUCUCAUUACCAUCCUAAUGUUGCUACUCUGGCAAAAGUUUUCAAGCAACCAUUCCUAAAGCAUUCCUACAACAUGGAGGAUUUCUUAGAUUGGUCCUUUGAUUCGUUAUUGGCCGCUGAAUCCUCCAGGAAUAUGAAGGUCCUACCAUCACUUGAAUACGAACAAUUUGACACUAUAUUUGGAGGCUACAUUCAGAGCGUAAAGUGGUGA